GUCAGUUAAGAACAAAUUCUUAUUUUCAAUGACGGCCUAGGAACAGUGUUCAGGGGCAGAACGACAGAUUUGUACCUUGUCAGCUCGGGGGUUUGAACUUUCAACCUUCCGGUUACUAGUCCAACGCUCUAACCACUAGGUUACCCUUUCUCUCUCUUUCUCUCACUCCCAGGAGAAGUAUCCAUGUGUGGUCAGUCUACCCGGAGGCUGCAGGGCAGAGGCCAUGCAGAUCAAGUCACCUAAACUAGCCGGGUGUGCUCUGACGAUCUACUGGAGCAUUGAGGUGACCAAUGAGGGGGAAAUCACACCCAAGAUAGACCUCCUUACCAAGAUGCCUGAGAAGGCGCUCGAGAUGGACAGCAGGAAGGUGAUCGAGAAUGCCCCCGACUCCUUCCAGAGUCUUCUGAGGAUCCUCGGAGCAGAGGCUUCUAUUGACACUGUAAUACAGUCCGUGGCUGUUUAACACGUUUCUUUCCAACUUUAAAGGAAUAUUUCCCUCAAAACUAAAAACUAAACAAACAAAAUAAUGUUUUUAAUUGUCUGAAGACUUGGUCAAGAAACCUCCAGAACCCACAUUCUCUGUCAUCAGUUUAUUAAAUAUAAACAAUUCUUUACUCUCAAACAUUUAUAAAUAUCUGUUAAUGCCAUCUGUAUGUAUACAUGUCAAUAUAGCAUUAGUUGAAGAUCUAGAAAAAUAAAAAGAUUAUAAAUACAAAAUGCUAAAUAGCAACGUCCAAUGUAAUUUGUUUAUACUGUACACACAAGUGUUAUCUUAGGUCUCACAGUGUUAUCUUAGGUCUCUCAGUGCGUGUGAUUUAGUUUUAGUCUAAAAUGGCACCCAAUUCCCGACAUAAAAUGCUCUCCUUUUCAUCAGUCCUAUUUCAUUUAACCAGGUAA
Messenger RNA from Oncorhynchus keta (chum salmon), 897 nucleotides. Its product is annotated as centromere protein P-like. Gene Ontology annotation, cellular component: chromosome, centromeric region; nucleus. Bases 224 to 463 code for a protein of 79 amino acids. The record is from RefSeq and is a predicted model, not a curated record. Lineage: Eukaryota; Metazoa; Chordata; Actinopteri; Salmoniformes; Salmonidae. Gene Ontology annotation, biological process: CENP-A containing chromatin assembly. The transcript is spliced from 3 exons.